Lolium rigidum is the source of this 878-nucleotide messenger RNA. Its product is annotated as dirigent protein 11-like. The record is from RefSeq and is a predicted model, not a curated record. Bases 1 to 675 code for a protein of 224 amino acids. NCBI's taxonomy places the organism in Eukaryota, Viridiplantae, Streptophyta, Magnoliopsida, Poales, Poaceae. The transcript has 4 exons.
AUGGCUUGCGGUGCUCAAGCGACGAAGAUGGUUGCGAUGCUGGCCAUCCUGCUCAUCGCCACCAUGGCCGACUCCCAUCCCCAGCCGGAGCGGACCUGCAGCAGCUCCGUCGAGUGCGCCUGCGCCGAGAGGUGCGUCCGCGAGUACCCUAGCGUCGACGGCGAUCCCCCUUUCAAGAUCUCUCCCGUUUGCACCCAUCGCACGGAGCACGAGCUCUACGCUCGCCUCUACACGCAUCACGCCUAUUUAGGACACCACAUGAGCCGGCCACAAGGUAUGCGUCUCACCGAGUUCAAGAACGGUUUUGGAUCCAUGACUGUCAAUGACUGGCUCGUCACCGAUGGACCUAGCCGUGACACCAAGGUUGUGGCCCGUGCCAAGGGCGUCCAUAUCCAGGCCGGAAUGGACACCCACAGCUACUACGUUUCUUUCAACAUGGUGUUCGAAGAGGGCAGGUUCAAAGGCUCUACACUUCAAGUCAUGGGAACCGUUGUGGAAAAAGGUGAAUGGGCCAUAGUUGGUGGAACUGGAGAACUUACGUUAGCUCGUGGAGUCAUUUAUAAACACGACUCGGAAUUCGUUCGUGACGAGGGUGACUGUAUUGAGCUUGACAUUCAUUGUCUCUACACCCCUAUGGAAAGAUCAAAGGGUACUUCUUGGACAUUCGAGGCAUGAGCAAACCAUCUAGGUCUGGCGAGGCCCAAGGACCCUACCUGAACAGUGUCUGCUGAUUUAGCAAUUAGCACUUACUUUUUUUUUAGAUGUUAUUUAGCACUUCCGUUGGAAUAGAAAGUUGCAAGAAACUGCCGGGAAUAACCGAUCUUGGUCUGUCGAAAAAAUGUACAAAGCUCUCAGAGAAGGCUUGUCCAGUAGAUCUG